AUGUCGGCUCCGACCGAAGUCGAGAAGGCGACUCCCCCGGCUGGGGUUGCUCCCACCGGGGGAGUCCUCGGGGAGAAGAAGGGUCCAGCCUUUGAGGCAACCUCCAACACGUCAAUGGACGAUGUGCCUGUCAACCAGCGCGUGGACGAUGUCUUGAAUGCGACGGAGGGUGACCUCGUUGAGGCCAAGGCAAUUGCGGCACAUAUGUCUUUGGAGGAGGUUCAUACCAUCAUGGCAGAUGUCUUGAAGGUCCACAAUGACGACCCCAACUUUCCUUUUACCGUCAUCGAGCGUAUUCGGGAGUUUAUCUCCAAUGGGGAUGUCUUCACGAACCCGGACAAGCACGAGGAGCUCAUUACCGAGAUGAAGCUCGAGGCGGCUCUCAUCACCAACAACAGCCCGUACGCCGAGGUGCGAGCUGUUGUCGACAACCAUGAUGACCCGACUAUCCCAGUCUCCACAGUCCGGGCCUGGGUCAUUGGCCUUUUCUUCUCGAUGCUGCUGGCGUUCAUCAACCAGCUCUUCUCCAUCAGACAGCCUACGAUCACGGUCCUGGCCAACGUUGCCCAGCUGCUUUCCUACCCCGUGGGCAAACUGUGGGAGAAGACGGUGCCCGACUGGGGCGUCACACUCUUCGGGUCGAGGAUCAGCCUGAACCCGGCGCCCUUCAACAAGAAGGAGCACAUGUUGAUCACCAUCAUGGCCAACGUCGCAUACCAAACCCCGUACACCAACAACAUCAUCUGGAGUCAAUAUCUCCCCGCCUACUUCAACCAGUCGUACGCCGGGCAGUUCUCGUACCAAAUCCUCAUCGCGCUGUCCACCAACUUCAUCGGCUACGGGCUGGCGGGUCUCACGCGGCGGUUCCUUGUCUACCCGUCCUUCUGCGUCUGGCCGGCUUCCCUCGUGACGAUCGCGCUGAACACGGCCUUCCAUGACACGGCCAACGCCAAGGUCGAGGGACCGUUCCGCACCUGGUGGAGGAUGUCCCGGUACCGCUUCUUCCUGAUGGCGUUUGGCGGCAUGUUUGUCUACUUCUGGUUCCCGCAGUUCAUCUUCCCUGCGCUCUCCGUCUUCAGCUGGAUGUCGUGGAUCGCGCCCACCAACACCAAGCUCAACUCUGUCGUCGGGUUCAACAACGGGCUGGGCAUCAACCCGGUGUCGACCUUUGACUGGAAUACGCUCCUGUUCGACAACACGGACCCGCUGAUGGUCCCCUUCUUCUCGACGCUCAACAAGACGCUGGGCAUGUUGGUGAGCGCCAUGGUGAUUCUGAGCGUGUGGUACACCAACACGUGGUACACGGCAUCGCUGCCCAUCAACUCGAACCGCGUCUUUGACAACACGGGCAAGCUGUUCAAUGUGUCGCGGGCCAUCGACAAGCGCGGCAUCUUCGACGCUGCCAAGUACGAGGCGUACUCGAUGGCCUUCCUCUCGGCCGGCAACAUCUGCAUCUACAUCUUCUUCUUUGCCAUCUACCCGGCCACGCUCGUGUACAUUGGGCUGUACCACCGGUACGAGGUCAAGAUGGGCUUCAAGAGCCUGUGGCGGUCGUUCCAGAAGAAGAAGGAGGGCGAGGAGGAGUCGACGGCCCAGUACCAGGACGUGCACAACCGGCUCAUGAGCAAGUACAAGGAGGCACCCGAGUGGUGGUACCUCUGCGUGCUCGUGGCGUCCAUCGCCUUCGGCAUGGGCGGCAUCGCGGGCUACGAGACCUUCACGAGCCCGGGCACCGUCUUUUACGGCCUCGCGCUCUGCCUCGUCUUCGUGGUGCCCGUGGGCAUCGUCAAGGCCAUGACGGGCAUCGAGGUGACGCUCAACGUGAUCGCCGAGUUCAUCGGCGGCUCGUGGGUGGAAGGCAACGCGCUGGCCAUGAACUUCUUCAAGUCGUACGGCUACGUGACGUGCGCGCACGCCGUCUGGUUCGCAAACGACCUCAAGCUGGCGCACUACGUCAAGAUCCCGCCGCGCGUCACCUUUUGGGCGCAGAUGAUCGCGACGCUCGUGUCGACGUUUGUGUGCACGGGCGUGCUCAACUUCCAGAUGAACCAGAUCCCGGGUGUCUGCACGCCCGACGCGCCCAACCGCUUCACGUGCCCGGGCAUCAACACCUUCUUCACCGCCUCGGUGCUCUGGGGCACCAUCGGCCCCAAGAAGGUCUGGGGCAUCACCGGCCAGUAUUCGGGCGCCCUCAUCGGCUUCCCACUCGGCUUUGUGGUGCCCAUCAUCUUCUGGCUCCUGCAGCGCCGGUUCCGCAAGUCGCGGUGGCUGCGCCAGGUGCACCCCGUGGCCAUGCUAUACGGCGCCCUCAGCAUGGCGCCGUACAACCUCAGCUACCAGCUCCCCGCGGUGCCCAUCGCCUGGGUGUCGUGGAUCUGGAUCAAGAACCGGCACCUGGCCUUUUGGUCAAAGUACAACUUCAUCCUCUCGGCCGCCUUCUCGUCGGGCGUGGCCAUCGCCGCCAUCGUCAUCUUCUUCGCGCUGCAGUGGAGCGAUGUCGAGAUGCCGGCCUGGUGGGGCACCGACGUCGUCUCGCAGGGCUGCGAGGGCAAGGCGUGCGUGCUGCUGCCCAUCCCCAAGGGCGGGACGUUUGGGCCCCCGGCCGGCUCGUGGCAUUAG
Gaeumannomyces tritici R3-111a-1 is the source of this 2619-nucleotide messenger RNA. RefSeq names its product oligopeptide transporter 2. Gene Ontology annotation, molecular function: oligopeptide transmembrane transporter activity. The record is from RefSeq and is a predicted model, not a curated record. Gene Ontology annotation, biological process: transmembrane transport. The transcript is spliced from 6 exons. NCBI's taxonomy places the organism in Eukaryota, Fungi, Ascomycota, Sordariomycetes, Magnaporthales, Magnaporthaceae. Bases 1 to 2619 code for a protein of 872 amino acids.